AUGGCGACCUCUCUUGCGACGAAGCGGCCGUUCCUCACGUUGCCUUUUCUUCUUCCCUCGUUGUCGGAUUCUCUGGCGCUUGGAUUCCGACGCAAUCAAUCUUCAUACCGACGCACCAAGCAGCGCCUACGUGUGAAGCCAGACUCUGCCUUUGACCCGUCUAACUUGGCUCACGAUCACAUUAUCCACAAUCCGCCAUCCAGCGCUCCCAAUGUCUACCACACUCCAUCCAAAUUCUUGCCCACCGAUGAUGUUCGGCGAGCAUCAAGCAUUUCCUCUGCUGCGACAAUUAACGCCGAUGAUCUUCCCGGUGUCUACAAGUCUAUGCCCGAAAGAAAAUAUCAUCUUACUCCUUCAGACAUUGAAGAAAUCCGCAAUCUCCGCAAGAACGACCCGAUGACCUGGAGCCGAAACAAGCUCGCUAAACGUUUUGACUGCUCGCCCGUGUUUAUUGCUAUGGUUUGCCAGGCCAGUCCAGAGAAGAGAGAGAUCCAAGCUCGGAUCUUGGAGGCCGUGCAAUCGCGCUGGGGUCCCAAGCGCCGUAUGGCCAGAGAGGACCGUCAACUGCGGCGGGAGGCCUGGGGACGUGACGCCUAG
Penicillium paradoxum is the source of this 597-nucleotide messenger RNA. Its product is annotated as mitochondrial 54S ribosomal protein mL58. Lineage: Eukaryota; Fungi; Ascomycota; Eurotiomycetes; Eurotiales; Aspergillaceae. The record is from RefSeq and is a predicted model, not a curated record. Gene Ontology annotation, cellular component: mitochondrial large ribosomal subunit. Gene Ontology annotation, molecular function: structural constituent of ribosome. The coding region runs from base 1 to 597 and encodes 198 amino acids. The transcript has a single exon.